AUGAAUGGACUUUUUGUGGUCUUCCUUCUCAUCUAUCUGAUGACUCUUAUCACAAACCUUCUUAUAUUUUUCUUGAUCCUCACUGACUACAAUCUGCACAACCCAAUGUAUUUUUUUCUUGCCAACUUGGCAUUUCUGGACAUGUCCUAUUCAUCAGUGACGGCACCAAGGAUGCUCUUUGAUUUGGUCACAAAAACCCGAUCAAUAUCCAUUCCUGCCUGUAUAGCCCAAGUCUUUUUCUACCUCUUCUUUGCUUGCUCAGAAAUUUUAUUGCUCUCGGCGAUGUCCUACGACCGCUACAUUGCCAUCUGCCACCCCCUACAUUACAAAAUAAUUAUGUCUUGGAGGGUCUGUACUCGUCUGGCCUCUCUGUCCUGGUUUGCAGGGUGGUCUCUCUCUUUGGUUUAUAUUUUAUUUUUGCUCAGGUUGUCCUUCUGCAGAACAUCUUCCAUCCACAACUUCUUUUGUGACCUUCCAUACCUUUUUCAAAUUACAUGUACUGACACCUUCAUAAACAUGAUGGUCGUAUUUGUAGUAGGCUGUGGUUUUGGAUUGGGAGCCUUCCUUUUCACCUUUCUUCCCUAUGUCUAUAUUUUUAGUACCAUCCUCAGAAUCCGUAGCAAGACUGGAAAGAGGAAAGCAUUCUCCACCUGCACAUCACACCUCACCGUGGUCUUCAUCUUUUAUGGCUCCUUUAUUUUUAUUUACUUGGUACCCACUUCCAGUGAUAUGGUCAAUUUAAACAAACUGUUUUCAGUCAUAUCUGCCCUCAUUAACCCAUUGCUGAAUCCUCUGAUCUACAGCCUGAGGAACAAGGACCUUAUGGAGGCACUGCUGAGGUCUUAUUAUCACUUAAGGUUAAUUCAGGCGUCAUUCUGAAAACAAUAUAUAUAUAUAUGUCACCAUUGACACUUUGGUUUGUAUUUCUAUUUGAUUAGAAAUGUUAGAAAUGCCUUUUAUAAAAUGUCAGUCACUUGUAGUUGUACUUAACCCUUUUAUGGCCAAGAGUCAGUGUAACCUGGAUGCCCAGGCCACAUUUAGAAAAUUCAAUAUACAUCACUUAACUUCAUAAUAAUUCUGUGACAAACAUUUACAUUCCAAACAUUUUUACAUGUUUUCUAUGGACAUAUAAGGGUUUUAGAUGGCAUACAGUUUC
This is a messenger RNA of Rana temporaria (common frog), 1156 nucleotides long. Its product is annotated as olfactory receptor 2A12-like. The transcript has a single exon. Gene Ontology annotation, molecular function: olfactory receptor activity; G protein-coupled receptor activity. NCBI's taxonomy places the organism in Eukaryota, Metazoa, Chordata, Amphibia, Anura, Ranidae. The coding region runs from base 1 to 879 and encodes 292 amino acids. Gene Ontology annotation, biological process: G protein-coupled receptor signaling pathway. The record is from RefSeq and is a predicted model, not a curated record. Gene Ontology annotation, cellular component: membrane.